This is a messenger RNA of Spodoptera exigua (beet armyworm), 3309 nucleotides long. The record is from the annotation of a GenBank genome assembly. Lineage: Eukaryota; Metazoa; Arthropoda; Insecta; Lepidoptera; Noctuidae.
AUGUGUUUGGUUCUGCAGAAGCCAAGAGGUGCAGCGCGUAGCAGAGGGUCCGGCGAGAUGUUAGUGCUGACGCUGGUGGCGGUGUACUCUCUCUAUGUGGCCAGUGGAGCGCGCGGGGAGCUGGCGAUGCUGGCGCCGGAGCUGCUGCAGGAGCCGGCGCCGCGCGUGCAGUACGCGGCGCGCGCCGGCACCGCGCUGCACUGCGUCGCGCGCGCGCUGCCGCCGCCGCAUGUCUCCUGGCUCGCGGAAGACGGCUCCACCUUGCAAGACCAGCCCGGCCUCAGAAGAAUAUACAGUAACGGCACGCUGGAGAUGUUGCCGUCGAGCGCGUACGAGGUGACGCCGGCCACGGUGCGGUGCCGCGCCGCCAACGUGCACGGCGUGACAGUGUCGCGUGACGUCACGCUCGUCCCAGUUCCAGACGAGAGUUGGGAAGCGGUGGCGAGUACGGCCGCGGCAGCGCCGGGCGGCGUCGCGGCCAUCACGUGCGCGAGCGCAGGGGCGCGGGACCCCACGCACGUGCUCGCCGCGCUGUGGUACCGCGGCGACACCGUGUUGCACCUUGACCCACCCUCCCCAGAGUCGCGAUACCUAGUAGCGGGCAACACGCUGCUGAUCCGAGAUGUGAGCAGCAGCGACGCCGGCGCGUACAGCUGCCUGGCGCGGCACGCCGUCACCGGCGCCACGCGGCGCGCGCGCCCCGCGCUGCUCUCCGUCGGCGAAAACCAGCGUAAAACAACCACAACGUGUUGUUUCGCCAUCUGGUACCGGGAGCGCGAGGGCCGGCUGCAGCCCGCGCUGGCCGACAGCUGGGCGUGGGCUGGCGGCGCGGCGCAGUGCGUGCGGCGCGCCUCGCCUGCCGCCGCCGGCCUCUGGAUCUGCAAGGCGUACAACGUGUACGGGGACGCCACCGCGCACUCCACGCUGCACGUGCUCGACGACUCGCUCAGCGUCCUCGUCGUGCCCACUGUGCUCGUGGCGGACGCGGGCAGCACGGCGCACUUCAACUGCAGCGCGUCGGACCCGCGCGCGUCUCUGUCCUGGCUACACAACGGCGCUCCAGUCAGCGCGGUCGCGGACGGGGGCGCGGGCGGGGGCGGGAGCGCGGUGCUUGUGCUGCGGGGGGUGGCGCGCGCGCACCGCGGCGUCUACCAAUGUGUGGCGCGCCUCGCCUCACUGUCCGCGCAGGCCGCGGCCGAGCUGCGUCUCGGAGGCAAAUACUUCAUAAAUGAGGAGACAUCCGUGACGGGCGACGUGGUGUCGACGCUGAACGUGAGCGCCGUGAGCGCGGCGGACGGCGGCCGGUACACGUGCCGCGCGUACAACGCGCUGGGCCACGCGCGCCACUCCGCCAGGCUCAACAUAUACGGUCCACCAUCGAUACGGGCGCUAGGCCCAGUCCGCGUGGUAGCCGGAGCGAACGCCACAAUCUACUGCCCCUACGCCGGAUAUCCGAUCAGGUCCAUAGAGUGGCUUGAGAGACUCUUUGAGAAGGCGAAGCGCGUGAGGGAGCCAUUCUCGCCGAGAUCAAGAGAUGAUGGUUCCGGUUACCGUAAGCGCGGGUCUACUUUUGGCAAGCAGGGUAGCUCGCAGUUCAACCAGAAUCAGACGCAGCAUACGGCGCGUUGCAUUCCGCAUCCGCCAAAAAUCUCGCCAUUCAUGUUUUCUUCGGAAUUAACGGAGGGCAGCUCAGUGCAGGUGCUGUGUGGAGUGUCGUCUGGGGAUAAGCCCAUGUACUUCACGUGGCUUAAGGAUGGUGCUCCGCUGCCAGCCAACCUGCAGAUAGAAGAGAAGAACCUGAACGAGUUCUCGCUGCUGAUGUUCUCGGAGCUGACGGCGCGCCACAGCGGCGAGUACACGUGCCGCGUGUCCAACCACGCCGCCGUCGUCAACUACACCGCCACGCUCAGCGUCAAGGAGCCGCCAGCAGCGCCGCGGCAGCUGAGGCUGGGCGGAGUUGGGUCGCGGUGGGUGCGACUGGUGUGGACCGCGCCGCCCGCGCCCCCUGCACCGCCCGCCAGCCUGGUGUACACCGCGCUCUACGCUCCGCUGCGGACGCCGGGCGCCGCCACCGCCACCAACCUCACGGUGCACACCGACCACCGGACAGAUAGCGAAGAUACAUUAUCGGCAACGCUCGAGGGGCUGCGGCCAGCGGGCGCUUACUCUCUGCGGCUGACUUCAGCCAAUCACGUGGGGCAGUCACCGCACUCAGACCCCUUAAUGUUCACUACAUUAGAAGAAGUAGAAGCCACUAAUGUCAAACCUCCAAGAAAAGAGGCACCGCUAUUAGCUUAUUUCCUCUCUCCUCUACCAAAUAAACACUUCUGCAACACUAAAUUAUACGGAUGCAAGCAGACUCCGCCGCAAGAUAGCUGGAACGGUGAGCUGCUGGGGUACGUGGUCUCGUGGCGCGAGAUACGCGUCGACAGCGGCGAAGAGGCUGCGGAGGACGAGGAGGGCGGGGCGGGGGGCGCGGGCCGCGUGGCAGUGCGCGGCUGGAGCAGCUCGCAGCUGGCGGUGGAAGGGCUGCGCUCGUUCGCGCGCUACGCGCUGUCCGCGCGCGCCUACAACCGCGCCGGCGCCGGCCCGCACUCGCCCACCCUCUACGCGACCACCGCCGACGGAGUCCCCGAGGCCGUGGAGCGGGUCCGCGCGCUGGCGGCGAGCGCGGCCGCCGUCCGCGUCUGCUGGCUGCCGCCCGCCGGCGCCGGCCGCCUCACGCACUACACGCUCUACUCCCGGGAGCGCGCCAAAGUGGGCGGGGAGUGGGUGCAGCGCGUCGACGUAGCGGCGGAGGACGGCGAGACUGAGACCUGGCAGGAGGAGGUGUGCCGGGAGGUGCGCGGCCUGCGCGAGAGCACCGUGUACGAGUUGUGGGUGCGCGCCGCCAACGCGGCCAGCGCCGGCCCGCCGAGCCGCCCCGUCGCCGCCGCGCCGGCUCCCACCUUAUCAGCCAGGAUAUCGUCGUUUAGUCGCGUGGUGAGCGCCGCGUGGGGCGCGCGCGUGCGCCUGCGCUGCUCUGCGCUGGGAGCGCCCCCACUGCGCUGGCGCUGGGCGCCGCUACCGACCCACUACACUGUCACUGACGAUGGCGAUCUCAUCAUUCAUAAGGCGGAGGCGUCGCUGGCGGGCAACUACACGUGCACCGUACGCAACGGUCUGGGCUCCGACUCGCUGAGCGUAGCGCUGCAGGUCCGCGCGCCUCCCGCGCCGCCUGCGCCGCGCCUGCGCACCACGGCAGCGCAUGCGCUCCAGCUUAGCUGGGACAAACCAAAUGAUGGCGGGGCUCACAUACUGGGUAACUAA